AUGCCUGCCAAAAUACAUAUUUCAGUCAACGGUGAGUUUUGCGAUAAAGAAGGUAACGUGAUCCAAUUGCGAGGAGUCAAUUUGGAUCCGUCGAUUAAGAUUCCCGCCAAACCGUUUUUGUCGACCCAUACUCCCAUCGUGGACGACAAAUAUUUCGAAGAUGCUGAUAAAGUCAGUUUCAUCAAUCAUCCCUUAGUUUUAGAAGAUGUGGAAGAACACAUUAUCAGAUUGAAGUCUUUGGGGUAUAAUACCAUCCGUUUGCCCUUUACUUGGGAAUCGCUCGAGCACGCAGGUCCAGGACAGUACGAUUAUGACUAUAUGGACUAUAUCGUGGAGGUACUAACCAGAAUAAACAGCGUCGAACAAGGAAUGUACGUUUACUUGGAUCCUCAUCAGGACGUUUGGUCUAGGUUCAGCGGUGGAUCUGGUGCGCCACUAUGGACGCUUCACUGCGCAGGUUUCCAGCCUGCAAACUUUCAGGCUACUGAAGCAGCAAUAUUACAUAACUACUACAUCGACCCAAAAACAGGCAGAGAAAUCGGCAAAGACGAAGAGUCAUACCCUAAAAUGGUUUGGCCCACCAACUAUUUCAAAUUGGCGUGUCAAACAAUGUUCACGUUAUUCUUUGGUGGGAAGCAGUUUGCUCCCAAGUGCAUAAUCAAUGGAGAAAAUAUACAAGACUAUUUGCAAGGGAAGUUCAAUGAUGCCAUCAUGACGCUGUAUGCGAGAAUAAAAGAUAAAGCUCCUGAGUUAUUUGACAACAACUGCAUAAUCGGAUUAGAGUCUGUAAACGAACCGAACUGCGGUUACAUGGGGGAAGCAAAUCUUGAUGUAAUUCCGAAAGAGAGAAACUUGAAGUUAGGGAGAACCCCCACGGCAUUUCAAAGUUUCAUUCUGGGUGAAGGCAUUAAGUGCACUGUGGACCAAUAUAAAAGAACAUUUUUCGGGUUCACUAAGGGAAAACCGUGCACUGUCAACCCUGGCGGCAAGAAGGCUUGGUUGAGUGCGCAGGAAAGAGGUACAAUAGAUGCGAAAUACAACUGGGAAAGAAAUCCUGAAUGGGAGCCCGAAACGUGCAUUUGGAAACUGCAUGGCGUCUGGGAAAAUCAUCGAAGUAGGGGCCCCGUCUUACUCAAACCAAAUUAUUUUGGUCAAGCCAAUGAAACGGUUUUCAUUAAUAACCAUUUCGUUGAGUAUUAUACCAAGAUGUAUAACAAGUUCAGGGCCAUUGAUAAAGAAUCAUUCGUUUUUCUGCAACCACCAGUAAUGAAACUGCCACCUAAUUUGCAAAAUUCUACUCUCUUGGACGAUAGGACAGUAUGUGCAUGCCAUUUUUAUGACGGGAUGACACUAAUGUAUAAAACGUGGAAUAAAAGAAUCGGCAUAGACACAUAUGGUCUGGUGAAUAAAAAAUAUUCAAACCCUGCCUUUGCUGUGGUUCUUGGUGAAAAUAACAUACGGAAAUGUAUUAGAAAACAAUUAGCAGAGAUGAAAAAAGACGCUAAAUCUAUGCUUGGUGAAAGGGUGCCUGUCUUUUUCACUGAAAUUGGUAUACCAUUUGACAUGGAUGACAAGAAGGCAUACACUACUAAUGAUUAUUCUUCCCAAAUUGGUGCUCUGGAUGCUCUUGGGUUUGCGUUGGAAGGAAGCAAUCUUUCGUACACAUUGUGGUGUUAUUGCAGUACCAAUUCGCAUGAAUGGGGGGACAAUUGGAACAAUGAAGAUUUCUCCAUUUGGUCCCCAGACGACAAACUGCUGUACCGUGAAAAUCGAUCAAAGACACCAACACGGGCACCAUCUCCAACGUCCACAACGGAUUCCAUAUCUACCUCCAAAUCAAAACUAAAUUCCUCCUCACAACCGCCAAGUUUUAUAAAGCUUGAAAGUAACUUGGACUUGGAUAGCCCAUCAUGCAGUCUAGAGACAGACUUGUCAGGGUACAGGGCUCUUGACGCAAUUAUGAGACCAUUCCCGAUAAAGAUACACGGGACGUUUGAAUUUGCUGAGUUUAAUUUACAUAACAGAACAUACAUUUUGAAAAUAGUCGGUAAAACGGGAAUGACGACGGCCACUACACACAUAUUCUUACCUCGUCAUCAUUUUGCACUUAACCGUUUAUCAAUACGCUCGUCAUCAGGCCAAUACACUUACAAUGCAGACUACCAAGUUCUUGAAUGGUUUCAUGAACCUGGUCAUCAGUACAUUGAAAUAUGUUUAAAAUCCAAAUCUAGGAGCAGUACCCCAGUUAGCGAUGAUUCAAACGACUUGCCGGCGGAUUGCAUUAUUAGCUAA
Molecule: messenger RNA, 2292 nt
Organism: Saccharomyces eubayanus
Lineage: Eukaryota; Fungi; Ascomycota; Saccharomycetes; Saccharomycetales; Saccharomycetaceae
Gene: EGH1
Product: hydrolase
Exons: 1
Coding region: 1-2292 (763 amino acids)
Biological process (GO): carbohydrate metabolic process; ergosteryl 3-beta-D-glucoside catabolic process
Molecular function (GO): steryl-beta-glucosidase activity
Source: RefSeq, a predicted model, not a curated record